CUUCUACGGAGAUCCGAGUCGAGCUGGAGGCGGGAGUACAUCGUGCGCUAUAACUUGCGACGACGAUGGGAACGUUCCCGGACAGCAACAAUCAUUCAUACACCUGUCAUUUCACCGAUAACGAAGAUACACCUUCUGUCAUCCAAUACACUGUUGUCGUCCUCUUUGAAGUACGGAAUCGUCGCUCGUUCGGUACCUUUGACAGGGAAAAUCUUACGAGGAUUCCUCUCCCCCUCUCCCUCCGGGACUGGAUUAGGCAUUGGUAAUCCCAAUACCGAGUUCUCACCUAAUGUAUCGGCAUGUGACAUCACUUCAGAUGGUGGAACCGCCAAGAUUGUCUGGGGGUUCAGAAGUGGAGAAGUCGCCGUGAUGAUAGCUUCUAGAGUGAUGGAUAUGGGGAUGCGGUCAGCAGCGAAAUUAAUAAGAUGCCCCGUCGAACACGAACACGCCGGGGAGGUCACUGAUGUCGUAUGGGACGAUCUUGCUGGUGUUGUCAUCAGCGCCAGCAAAGACGGCACGGUCAAAGUGUGGGAGACCAAAAAAGUCCAUUGUGUCUGGAGUUCGGCCUCGAAGAUCGGGAUAGCAGACCCGUGCAUGAAGGUGGUCUCCAAGCUCUCAAAAGGAUGCAUAUUGGCCGGCUUCCAGAGUGGCGACAUUGUCGUCUGGACUGGAUAUGAACGUGACGGUACCGUCGUGAAUGACGUACACGAAACAAGGAUCCCUUGUCCCGUCGAAAUGACAUCAGACGAGCCAAUGGCAUUCCCAACUAUCUCGGGUAUUCAUGUUGACGCAUGUGACCCGCAGGCUAUUGCUUUGCUUGUUACGUAUGAAGCACAACCGUACUUCUAUCGAAUCUCACUCGCCCCUACUCUGGAAGUCACCAAAUACGGUGACUCUUCGUGUGGUGCCAUAACCGCUUUAUUUUCCUCAUUCACAUCAAAACCCAACGAGUCUAGCUUCAUUGUUGUCGGUGAUAUUAUGGGGUGGAUUGGUGUCUAUGACUGGAAUUCUACGUCUCGUCAACCUGUCAGGAGAUUUGAGGCACACAGCGACGGAUCCGCCGUAACAGCCUUGGCCUGGAACGGAGUUACACUUGUUGUUGGGUCUGCAAGGGGUCAGGUCGAUGUUUUUGACGCCUACACCUUCGAGCGCCUGAGAACAUUUUUGGCCCCAGUCAAUCGCCGAGGGGAACAAAGUGCGAUCGUUCAGGAUAUUACAGUCAGUCCCGAAAAAGACGUCCUCAUUGUCAGUCUGGGUGAUAGAGUUAUGGCUUGGAAGGCUGGUGUUGUUCCGAGAAACGGAGGUGGAGGCGUGAGAGCCAGGAAUACGACUGGGAAGAAGAGAUCCAAGGGUGUGACCAGUUCCAAGGGGCAUGCACAACUCGACCUGAAAGCCAGCGUAUCUGAAUCACUCGCGCUUCUUAAACAGGAACAAGAACGAGCUCGACAAGCUCACAGCAGAGAACGCAAGCAGAGAGAAAACUUAGAAAACUUGGGUCUAAGCGAAGUUGAGGCUAUCGAGUAUCUGCUCAUGUUAAGCCGAGAUGAGCAUGCAGAAAAGGAAAGGGAGAUGAUGGAUUCCUCUGCCCGUGUGGAAGAAGGCAUAUUUGAAUGGGAUGUGGAUGAUAAUCCGCGCCCCGGUACAUCAGCUCUUGCUCGUCGUCAAUCUGCAACACCCUUUUCACCCUCAGAUCAG
Messenger RNA from Desarmillaria tabescens, 1695 nucleotides. RefSeq names its product WD40-repeat-containing domain protein. The record is from RefSeq and is a predicted model, not a curated record. The transcript has 3 exons. The annotation marks the transcript as partial. NCBI's taxonomy places the organism in Eukaryota, Fungi, Basidiomycota, Agaricomycetes, Agaricales, Physalacriaceae. Gene Ontology annotation, molecular function: protein binding.